Molecule: messenger RNA, 2141 nt
Organism: Cryptotermes secundus
Lineage: Eukaryota; Metazoa; Arthropoda; Insecta; Blattodea; Kalotermitidae
Product: CD63 antigen-like
Exons: 5
Coding region: 1291-2010 (239 amino acids)
Cellular component (GO): membrane
Source: RefSeq, a predicted model, not a curated record
UGUCGAUAUGGGAUUUGUUACGUUGUAUUAUAUAAUUUUUUGUUAGUUUGUAAGUUUUAUAGUUGUAUUCGCGUGUGUAUAGUAUGUGGAUGUGGUGGUAUUACUAGCUAAAACUCUUUAAUGUAUAAGGAAUAUCGUAUUAUACAUUAUUUGUUAAGUUUUGUUUUUAUGCGUCAGUUUGUUUUGUUCACAUAACCUAACGUUCCUCCACAUGUUAACAUGCUUGUUCGUGUUAAACAUGAGCACAGGGAAGCGUACCACGUUCACGCAAUGUAAUGAACACCUAGUGAAACACUCUACGAUCCGGAAUUCUGAGCAUACGAAACCGUCAACGAUAUUCUUGAACAGCAUCAGUGGCACUACCAUCGCAGAACGCACAACAUAUCAACAUAUUCGUCAUUUGCGAAGAUGUGCAGCGUUUAUCACGACGCUCUUGCAAUGUUACGAUUAACAGUCACAGACACAGCGAUCACGUUGAUCACGGAAAUCACGGGUGCGUUGCAAAUGCCAGUUAGCUUGAUGUGCCCAACAAAGUAGAGAUGGCAGCAACAGUAUGCGCAGGACGCAACUACGCAUGUUUAAAUCUAUUCUGGCAGGUUUAUAAUCCCCUUUUCCCCUUAACGGUCAUAUCCGGUCUUCACCUUCACGCCGUUUCACACUCUUCAGACAGUGGCGCAGUAAGGCGGGAGGGAAGGGCAAUACUGGGCUACAAAUACAAACUACUGUACAGUGAAACAGCUCUAUCUCAGAAACCGUUCGAAAUAGAGUACAUGUAAAUAUACAAGUAUAAGCUGUUUUGCUUAGAAUGACCGAUACUAUGAUCCCCCAGAAUAUUGCCCUUUCCACCAGGGAUACCUGUGUAGAGGGAUGUGAGAUUAUUGUUAAAGUUGAGGACCAUAGUCCUAGUUCAGUUUGAAGUACAAUCAAGGGCCAGGCCGAAUUAUAUCGAGAACCAAGUGUGAUUUCGUGUUAUCUCCCUGAAAGAUAAGAUAGAGUUGUGAGAAAGGGCGAAUUCACAAGAUGGCCAAAGAAAUGUGUAGCUCAGACAACUCUGGAAAUAUUGAACGUAUGGGCUCCGAUUGUGAAACGAAAUAAAUUCCGUGCAUUCAGAAUAAAGCAAGACAGAAUAUUUGCUUUCGUGCCGAAUACCGCAAGGACUCCGAAGCAAGUGACCUCUUACAUAAAUGAAUAUGGGAAACGGAUUUAUGGUUCACCGUGUUUUCUUGAAAUGUUCAUCUUGUCUUUCUUGCCGCUUCAUACAGAGUUUAUGGCUGCUCCUUUAGUGACAGAAUGGCGUAUUCGGCACGAUGUUUGAAGUUUGUUGUCCUUACAUUUACUGUCUUAUUCGCGGUGUCCGGAGUGGUGACGGUGGUGUUCAGUGUCGCCAACUUAGUGCACUUCUACGCACACAACCGCUUUGUGCCCAGUUGUGUAACUGUUCCCGUACUGCUGCUUGCAUUGGCUGGCCUGGCGGCGUGUCUUGUAGCAGCAGUUGGCUGGUGUGGAGCCAUGGCGGGAAACACCUGCCGUCUGCGUGCAUUUUCAGUGUUCUUGAUUGUGGUCAUCAUGAGUGAAUUUGGAGCCUCGAUAUAUGCUCUGAUGUCUCGAACCGAUUUCAAAGCCGACGUGACAAAAGCCAUGGAGGAAUCCUUCUCCAAUUACACAAAUGAUAAAGCUGUCGCGGAGGACUGGAAGUCAUUGCAAAAGGAGCUGGAGUGCUGCGGAGUUGAUGGACCUAAUAACUACCGUAGUCUUGGGAUGAUGGAUUGGUCAUGCUGCCUGGCGGGAACCCGUCACGAGGGGACGUGUCACGGGGUGAAUCAACGAGGAUGUCUUGAGUCCUUGACGCACGAGAUUCAGCGCCGGCUACUGUGGUUGUCUCUGCUAGGCAUCGCUGCAGCCAUCGGUCAAAUGACUGGCGUUCUCUGUUCGUGCUGUUUGUUAAAUUCUCUCAGGAACGAAAAGCGACGAAACAGAGUACGAAAUGUAACAUCGUUAAACAAGGACUGAAAAUCGAUGGAAGGUGUUCUCAUGGAUCUCAGUGGAUCAUUGGUCUUUGAAGAAUAUUUAAAAUUUAUCUUAAACGAUUAUAUUGAGACAACUUGAGCUAAAUCAGAGGCGGGAAUUUUCUUUUUUAAUUC